AUGGCCGAAUCAAACAUUCAUGAUCAAUUCGGCUGGACAAGCGUCCCUCGCAACCGGUCCAAUGUCCCUUCCGACGACAAGGUCACCGCGAACGCCGUCAAAGUCAAUUUUGAAGGUGUUUGGCCAAAGACGUCUGUCGUCAAUGAAGCACAGGCUUAUGCCAAAAUGCAUUUAUCAGAGCAGACUUACAACCAUAGCCUAAGAGUCUACUACUACGGUCACACAAUUGUCACCCAGAACUUCCCGCAAUGGAACAUUGGCUCCUUCAUGGAGACAUGGGCCUUGACUUGCCUAUUCCAUGACAUUGGCACAACUUCUGAAAAUAGAGCGGCCACCCACCUCUCCUUCGAGUUCCAAGGAGGUUUCAUUGCACUGAAGGAACUUCAAUCAUUCGGUGCCCCACUCCCCCAAGCGGAAAGCGUGUGCGAAGCCAUCAUCCGUCAUCAGGAUCCUGGAGAGACUGGCACAGUGUCGAGAAUGGUCCAAUUGAUCCAAAUAUCUACUGAAUUGGACAACAUGGGCUGGCAGCCACAUCUCGUGCAUCUUGAUGUCAUCGAGCAGAUUGUCAAGAGACAUCCCCGGAUGAAGUGGUCGUCGUGCUUCUCGUCGACCAUCGAGGAUGAAAUCAAUGCAAAGCCGUGGUGCCAUACCACAGCACUUGAUGGUUUUGCAGAGGCAGUAGCGACGAAUAAGCUCAUGGAACCUUACGACUAG
Ramularia collo-cygni is the source of this 714-nucleotide messenger RNA. Its product is annotated as related to Cyanamide hydratase. The transcript is spliced from 2 exons. The record is from RefSeq and is a predicted model, not a curated record. Bases 1 to 714 code for a protein of 237 amino acids. Lineage: Eukaryota; Fungi; Ascomycota; Dothideomycetes; Mycosphaerellales; Mycosphaerellaceae.